Molecule: messenger RNA, 1788 nt
Organism: Ornithodoros turicata
Lineage: Eukaryota; Metazoa; Arthropoda; Arachnida; Ixodida; Argasidae
Product: activator of 90 kDa heat shock protein ATPase homolog 1-like
Exons: 9
Coding region: 181-1206 (341 amino acids)
Biological process (GO): protein folding; positive regulation of ATP-dependent activity
Cellular component (GO): cytosol
Molecular function (GO): ATPase activator activity; protein-folding chaperone binding
Source: RefSeq, a predicted model, not a curated record
CGGACGGCACCGAGCGCAACCGAGCGCUGUAGCAGGCGAAUCGUGAUCAUUCGCGAAUUUUCUAGAUCGUCGCCUUUUUCUGGUGGGAUUUGUAGCGGUCAGUAUACUUACUGGUGCGUCAGGUGUCUCGACGUAUACAACUUUACGUCGCAUAUUUAUAUCGGAAUACGGGUGUGAGACAUGGCGAAAUGGGGUGAAGGAGACCCACGUUGGAUCGUCGAGGAGAGGCCUGAUGCCACUAACGUUAAUAAUUGGCAUUGGACAGAAAAGAAUGCAUCACAGUGGUCCAAAGACAAAUUAACCGAGCUCUUCACGGGUUUAGAGAUCAAAGCUCCUAACGGCUCCUGUAAAGUACUGGAAGUUAGCAAAUGUGAAGGUGAAGCCGUCGCAAACAACAGGAAAGCGAAGUUGAUAUUUUUUUACGAAUGGUCGCUGGAAUUAAAAUGGGAAGGGGAAAUAGACGACGACGACGAAACCGUGCAGGGCAAGGUGGAAAUCCCGAAUUUGAGCGAAGAGCAUGACCCGUCUGAUGUUGAUGUAACUGUCACUGUUCAAGGGAAUAGUAAAACAGCCGAUACACUCAAGGAAAUGAUGAGAAAACAGGGAACGGAGGUCAUUCGCAGUCAGCUUGAGAAAUACAUUUCGGGCUUAAAGAAAGAAUUUUCUCAAGGUAUGAUUCUUCCGACGAAGAAUACAACUGCCAACCAGGAGUCAUCUGUGGGGAAGACAACUUUAAACAUAAAAAAAGACCAGAUUAUCAAUGGCAUGUCGGGUGACAGGAGAGACGCAGGUGUGAAACUGGAUGUGUCGAUGAUAAACCUCAAGGAAUCAUUCAAGUGCACCGCGCAAGAACUCUACCGGGCCCUCACAGUACCAGAGAUGGUGCAAGCAUUCACCCUGAGCCAGUGCAAGAUUGAAGCCGAAAAAGGAGGCAGAUUCGAGCUCUUUGGAGGAAACGUCUCUGGUACCUUCACAGAGCUGGUGCCGGAUGAAAAGAUUUGCAUGCAGUGGAGAUUUCGUGGUUGGCCCGACGGACACUUCUCACAGGUCACGAUCAAGAUAACGCAGAAGAGCGACUGCACGGAUCUGGAGCUAAUGCAGAUUGGGGUGCCACGUUCGGAGGCUGAGAGGACGGAGGACGGGUGGCGCCGCCACUACUGGGAGAGCAUGAAGCGAGUCUUUGGUUUCGGUGUCUCACUCUACUGAGGACCAUCCGUAUCUGCCCGUUAAUUUCACCCGACUUUCCCGUCACACACUGCACACGUUAUCUGCAUGUACGGAUCGGCAGAGAUUUACUAGCAGUUGCUGCAUGGAACUGAAUUUGUGGUAAAUUAACUGCUUUAGAGGCAUUCAUUUUCAAAGAGCCAGCAUUUGAAGAAAAGCCAAUUUUAACUUCUGAACCUUGGCCCACAACCUUAAGAACCCACAAAGUGAAUGUGGGGGUGCUCUUUGCUUUCAUCACCAUUUGUAGAAAACUUGGCUUGCUUGCAGCACUGAAAUGCUGACCUGAAUAAGCUGUAUUGUGCGUUGUCUAUAUUUAAAAGCCUUUUGGGUCGUACUUCGUGUAACACACAGGCAAGUACAUCUGCCACCCUGCAGUGUGUGAGAAAACUAUUCUCCUUCCAUUGUACAUAUUACUUUUGUGACCCUUAACCAUAAACUGCGAUUUUGUACAGAGAUUUUCCUGUCCUCCACCUUCUGUACACCUCUGCCUUUAUUUUGAAACCAUAGAUUGUUUCACAUCCUCAACUGAAUGAACUCAACUGAAAUGAACAAUGGUGGUUUCCA